Messenger RNA from Amoebophrya sp. A120, 418 nucleotides. The record is from the annotation of a GenBank genome assembly. NCBI's taxonomy places the organism in Eukaryota, Dinophyceae, Syndiniales, Amoebophryaceae.
GCCACGGAUUCCGGAUGCGGGGGAGAACUCUGCGACCUUGCAGGGGCUGAUCAGGGAGUUGGAGUGGAAGUGGUGGCAAAGAGUCGCCUUAGCGAAGCUCGAUUUCGACUGCGAGUACCGGAUAUCCUGUGCAAAAGUAUCGUACUCGUAUUGCAAUCAUGCAUUACAAAUCCUUUUGUUAAGGUAAAUCGGCAUUACAAAUUUUAUUUGUCAUGCUGAGGAAAUUUGUAAUGCAUUUAAGUAUACGAGUACGAUACUUUUGCACUUCAUACCGGAUUGAGCUGACUAAGUGCUUCGCCCUUGGAUUCCUGGCACCCGACACGCAACUCCCGUCUCCCGGGGUCGACACAGAUCGGUUGACGAAAUUGGGAAACCUGGGCGUCGGCCCGGCAAGCAGUUGUUAUGAUUUCGUGAAGAA